CUCAAUUACCGCUUCUUCCAAACCAAUAAUCACGCCACUAAUCCUCACAAAAGCCAGUCUCAAAUGCACCAAAACUUCCACUAACACUAAAUGUAUUCUUCAAUUCACAUUCCAAUUCCAACUUUAGAUCUUCCAAGCAAAAAUGGGUUUUCCUUUUCCCUAUGAAUCCAUCUUCAUGAUCAUAACCUUUUGUCUUUUUUCUUCCACUUUUGCUCAACAGCCAUACAUAAGAGAGGACAACACAGAUUGUGACAGCAAGCACAACGAAAGCUCUGCUCUUGGCUACUUUUGCAAUGGCGUCAACAGAAGUUGCCAAGCUUACCUCACUUUCAGAUCAACUCCUCCUUACAACACCGUUAUUGCCAUCUCUCAUCUUUUAUCUGCUGACCCUUCUGAGGUCUCCAAGAUCAAUUCGGUUUCGAAGAAUUCGACGUUUGAAACAAACGACUUGGUGUUUGUUCCGGUCAACUGCUCGUGUUCUGGUGAGUUCUAUCAAAGAAACGCGUCUUAUAUUAUCAAGUCAGGCGACACUUAUUUGGCUCUUGCAAAUAACACCUUCCAAGGCCUGACGACAUGCCAGGCUUUUGCCAAUCAAACCGGUAAUCCUCCUCCUUUGGAGCUUGAAACUGGUCAAAGAAUAGUAGUUCCUCUUAGAUGUGCUUGUCCCACAAAGAACCAAGCUGAUGUGGGAGUCAACUAUCUAAUGAGCUACUUAACUGAUGCUGAUGAUGAUGAUUCAAAAAUUAGUGAAGCUUUUAGUGUAGAUAAUGAAUUGCUUCUGAAAACAAAUCUUCUUUCCGACCUAGACAACACUAUAUAUCCGUCUACUACUAUAUUGGUUCCUCUUAAAACCCCACCGACACCGUCAAACUCUCAAACCAUAAAGCCGCCGCUGUCUUCACCGUCUCUGCCCCCGCCGCCGCCAGCACCAUUGCCUCCCAGUUCUUCCUCAAAAUCAAAGAGAACUUGGCUUUAUGCCCUGCUUGGUGCUAUUGGAGGAAGUGCUCUUCUGUUAGUCUUAGGCACCUUUGUCUUCUGCAAUGUUUUCCGCAGAAGCACGAAGAAAAGCGAUUCGGUUCUUGUCACGAAAACCUCUGAGGCAAGUGGAAAGGUUCAGAAAGAAAUUCGAGAGUUCUUAGAUAGCAUAUCGGAUAUAGCUCAACCCUUUAAAGUUUACAAGUUUGAGGAGUUAAAGCUGGCAACUGAUGAUUUCAGCUCUAGUUGUUUGAUUGAAGGAUCUGUUUACCGCGGCCAAAUUGAGGGGAAUUUGGCAGCCGUCAAGAAAGUGGAUGGAGAUGUUCGAAAAGAGAUCAAUUUACUUCAGAAGAUAAACCACUUCAAUCUAAUUCGCCUCUCUGGAGUUUGUUUCAACGAGGGAUAUUGGUAUCUUGUUUAUGAGUAUGCUUCCAAUGGACCCUUGAGUGACUGGAUCUUCAAUGAUGGGAAAUUUCUGAAUUGGACGCAGAGAAUUCAGAUCGCUAUAGACGUGGCCACAGGGCUGAAUUAUCUUCACAGCUUCACCAAUCCUUCUCAUGUUCACAAGGACAUAAACAGCAGUAAUAUAUUUCUCGACAGCGAUUUCAGGGCUAAGAUUGCGAACUUCGGUCAAAUGAGAGCAACACAAGCGAAAGAAGGUGAUUUUUCUUUGACAAGUCACAUAGUAGGGACAAUUGGUUACUUAGCUCCUGAGUAUUUGCAAAAUGGGUUGGUCUCUUCAAAGCUUGAUGUCUAUGCAUUUGGGGUUCUAUUGCUUGAAAUGCUCACUGGGAAAGAGAUUUCUGUGUUGUGUGAAGAGAAUAGGAACUUUUUUUCUGAUGGAUUGAGUGAAGUGAUUGCUGAUGAAGGGAAAGACAGUUUGAGGCAGUUUAUGGAUCCAUCAAUGCAAGGGAAAUAUCCUUCUGAGUUUGCCACUUUUGUGGUCAGAAUUAUUGAUAGUUGCUUGGAGAAAAAUCCCGAAGCUCGCCCACCAAUGGAUGAGAUUGUGCAGUUUCUCUCGAGAACUUUGAGCGAUGCACUCACCUGGGAAUCGGCGAACAACAAUACUGCAGGAGGGCAAAGUUCAAGGGGCGCUCUUGAAUCUUGAUGACAGGAAACGGGUCUAAUGACGUCCGUGAGGC
This is a messenger RNA of Morus notabilis, 2117 nucleotides long. Its product is annotated as lysM domain receptor-like kinase 4. Lineage: Eukaryota; Viridiplantae; Streptophyta; Magnoliopsida; Rosales; Moraceae. The transcript is spliced from 2 exons. The coding region runs from base 143 to 2083 and encodes 646 amino acids. The record is from RefSeq and is a predicted model, not a curated record. Gene Ontology annotation, molecular function: protein kinase activity; ATP binding. Gene Ontology annotation, biological process: protein phosphorylation.